Penaeus chinensis is the source of this 2809-nucleotide messenger RNA. Its product is annotated as glycerol-3-phosphate acyltransferase 3-like. Lineage: Eukaryota; Metazoa; Arthropoda; Malacostraca; Decapoda; Penaeidae. Bases 297 to 1664 code for a protein of 455 amino acids. Gene Ontology annotation, biological process: triglyceride biosynthetic process. The transcript is spliced from 10 exons. Gene Ontology annotation, molecular function: glycerol-3-phosphate O-acyltransferase activity. Gene Ontology annotation, cellular component: endoplasmic reticulum. The record is from RefSeq and is a predicted model, not a curated record.
CGCGCCAGAACGUUAUGCUUAACCCACACGCCCAGCAGUCAGUCAGCCUCCCCAUACGGACACUAAGCAGGCGAAUAUGUAGGAGAGUCAUUUUUGUGUGAAUGGGCGAGAUAUAACAUCCAUAUUUGCCGUGCUUCGUCCACAAGCUUCGUUAACUGGCGAUCGACUCAGCAAAUGUUUUCAUCCUGAACAGUUCAACCUCUCCUGUUCUUCGUCCGAGGUCUUAACUCGGCGUCCGGGCCUCUCCCUGGGGACGGCAGCAUCUUAAGGAUCUAAACAUAUCGCUCCUCGUCACCAUGAGUUAUCCCUCGUUCCUGGAGCCGUACGCGGGCCUCAUUUCGACAAUCGGCCUAUGGGAGAAUGCGGUGCCCUACGUGGUGUGGGGCCACGUCCUCGUGUUCGUGUGCCUGCUGGUGGUGGCCACCGUGGGCAGGAGGCUGAAGCUGCGGAGGAAUUACGUGGACAUCCUGGACAGCGUGUUCCAGUUCGUGGCGGCGAGGACGGAGGAGCCCGGCCUCGACCAGGAGGACGAGGAGGACUUCGACGACGAAGGGGUGGUGAUCUGCCCGGAGUCCCCCCGCGCGGACCCCAGCCUCCACCAGGGCGCGUUCGGGCUCCAGGACUCGCUACCGUACCUGACGGCGGGCAUGCGGGCCGUGGUGCAGGACUGCGUCAGCAAGAGCUUCACCUCCGCCGAACUGCGCACGUGGAACAUGCUGUCCAGGACGAAGCGGCAGCGGCGCCUGCGCAUGAGCCCCUCGAUGACGGCGUUCUGGGCGGCCGGCGUCGUGGUGCGCUACGGGUUCCUGCUGCCGAUGCGCGUGCUGGUGCUGUUGCUGAGCCUGGCGACGCUGGUGGUGCUGUGCUCCGCCGUGGGCCUCCUGCCCGACACCCGCUUCAAGAAGCGCGUCAACGCCUGGGUGGUCAGCUGGUGCUUCGACUUCGUGGCCGGCGCCAUCUCCGUCGUGGCCAGAUUCCACAACAAGGAGAACCGCCCCAGCUUCGGCAUCGCUGUCGCCAACCACACGUCGCCCAUCGACUCCAUGGUCCUCGCCACCGACCAGUGCUACGACAUGGUCGGGCAAAAAGCAACGGGUAUUCUUGGCGUGUUCAUGACGGCGCUGUCUCGAUCCUCGACGCACAUCUGGUUCGAGCGAGGCAGUACCAAGGAACGGGCGGCGGCGGCGGCAAGGUUACAGGCCCACGCUUCGAACCACAACCUUCCUCCUAUCCUGAUCUACCCCGAAGGAACCUGCGUCAACAACACGGCUGUGAUGCAGUUCAAGAAGGGAGCCUUUGAGAUCGACAGCGUGGUCUACCCCAUCGCCAUCCGCUUCGACCCCCGCUACGGCGACCCCUUCUGGUUCCAGGACUCCUUCGGCCACUACAUCCUGAGCAUGAUGACGUCAUGGGCCAUCGUGUGCGACGUGUGGUACCUUCCGCCCACGCGCAGAGGCCCCAGGGAGUCGGGCGCGGCCUUCGCGGGCAGAGUGAAGGGCUUAAUAGCACAUAGAGGAGGCUUCGUUAAACUGGCUUGGGACGGAUUCGUGAAGCUUCAGACCACAAAGAACGAAGCUUGGGAGAAGAAACAGAAUACGUGGAAACAGAUGCAACAGAGAGAAUACGCGAAACACCUGAAUAAAGAUGAGGAGAAGGAGGAAUGAGAGGGAAGAAUGAGGGAAGGUGGGAAAGGGAGGAAGAGUGAAUGGGAGAGGAGAAAAAGGAAGGAAGUGAGAGGAAUUAGUGAAAAAUAAAAGAGGAAUAAAGAGAUUGGCGAAGGGGGGGUGAGUGAUAUGGAGAAAAUAUGGAGGGAGAAAUGAAGGAUUAAAAAUAGAAAUAGUUACGAAUGAGGGAAAAUGUGUAAGUAGGGAUGAAGAAUAAGAGAAAAUGAGGGAUCAGGGUGAUAAUUGGGGAAAAUAAGAAAGUAUAAGGGGUGUGAGAAAGAGAUGGAAAAAAUGGACAUAGAAUUUUAAAGAGAAGGGACCUGUCAUAGAAAAUGGGUUAUUUUCCUGAGCUGUCAAAGAAAACGGGCCUGUAUUUUUUUUAUCGCACAAACUAUGACAUUUUUUUUUUUUAUUUUUUUUAUCAUAGCACGUUACCAAUGACUUGUUUGCCUUUAGUGAAGCGAUUACACAUUAAAUAUCAAGUUAAUAAUUCACAAAUGUUAAGGGAAGGAGAUACGGUGAUGAAAUAACGAGCGAAUGGAGUAAAAAAAAAGAUACAAAAGAAAGAAUAAGGAAGAACAAAAUGAAGACGUCGAAGAAGACAAAGAAAAUGACAAAGAAUAAUAAGAAUAAAAAGUAAUAGUGAUAAUAUUCUUCCCUUAAAAACCUCUAGAGUACAUGUGUUCAAGGAUAUUCAUGAAUUUUCAAUACAAUUCUUGUUGUGUGUUUUAUUAUUUUAACAAAUGAAACAAUACUUUUCUAUAUUGUUAUAUUUUAAGAAAAAAAGGAUAAAACAAUAAAAAGAGAAAAUAAGGAAAUAAGAAAAAAACAAUAAAAUAGAGAAGUGAAGAAAGUGUUUGAAUUCCCCUAAAAUUAUUUACGCUCGUGGUAGGAAUAAACACAACACGCAUGCUAAUUUAAUUAUUAUUUUUUAUAUAAAGGGUGAGAAGUUACAAUAAAUGAAAGAAGGCAAUUAAUUGUACGUAAAUGUGAUAUGCGUAAGACAUGAAUAGUGUGACAGAACAAUAAUUUUAUUGUAGAAAAAAUAAAAUAUAAGCAUGUGGAUGAUAAAUACAGAUUUGUAUUUUAAGCGUUCAUUUUUUUUUUUUUUCUACCUGUUCGUCAUUUUCAUUCUUCUCUCACUC